This is a messenger RNA of Parnassius mnemosyne (clouded apollo), 1452 nucleotides long. The record is from the annotation of a GenBank genome assembly. Lineage: Eukaryota; Metazoa; Arthropoda; Insecta; Lepidoptera; Papilionidae.
AUGGUUAAAAAGAAACGACUGAAAAGAGCGCAAAGGCGUCUAUUAACAACUUGUAAAAGAAGCGAACUAAUUAAAUAUUUGCAAAAUGAAAUUCAAAGCUCGAGUAUACACGGUUUGCCAUAUAUAGUUGAUCACAAAAUUAAUUGGAUAGAGAGAAUAUUUUGGAUAGUAAGUUUUGUGUGUUCUUUGAUAAUUAUAUACACUUUAAUAUCAUCGCAAUUCGCCAGAUUUAUUAACUCACCUACUGUGAUGAGCGUAGAAAUGGAUUAUUUGGAAUGGAAUAUUUCUUAUCCAGCACUGACACUGUGUCCUCUUAUAAAAGCAAAUUUUACAAGUUUUAAUAAACUUGUUGAUAAUCUUUAUAACGAAACUGGAAUGUAUCUAGAGAAAUAUGUUUGGGCUGUAAGCAUUGCUGCUGAAUAUAAUUUAGAUGCCUUGGCUCUCACUGAUCCUAAUAAUACAAAUCCCAUAAAUCCCGCGGACUAUGCAAAAACGGCUGCACAAUUGUUCAAACAAUUCGACAAACAAGCACUCACUUCAAACUUCAACUAUUCUAUUUCCAUACAAUCAGCAAUGACUGAAAUGGGAAUGUGUCAUGUCAUAAACUCUAACGUUGCUGUAUUUGACGACCCAAAGAAAUGGAAUAAUGAAAUCGUAACAUAUAUCAAGAAAAAUGUGGAAUUAUCAGUGUUUGAUGCCGACUUCUAUACUGAAAUAAUCAACGACGAUGCUCUUUCUUAUGUAUUUAUACAUAGCCCCGAUGAAACUAUUCUCAGUACUUCUCCUUCGUACACAGUUGAUAAAGAUGGCUUUAUAACGUACGGAUUUCAAAUCUGGAGCACAAAAGUUUCAAAAGAGCUUCGGGCUACCUCAAUACAUGUGCGAAAAUGCAGAUUUCUAGAUGAACCGAUUAGCACAAGAUAUCCCGUUUAUUCCUACAAUAAUUGCUUAUUAGAAUGCCGUAUUCAACUGAUUUUAAAGUUAUGUGGCUGCGUUCCACAUUUUUAUAAAAGAACAGGUCACGAGCGAACAUGUAAAAUAUCUGAACUCAAAUGUUUUCUUCAAUAUAGAAGAGAAAUUAUGGGGCUGUCAGUUUCUAAUGACACACAAAAUAAAUUUACUACAAAAGGCAAGUUACCUAAGUCAUCGAAGGAUUGUAAAUGUCUGAGUAACUGCGAAACAGAUAUAUAUCGCAAGGACAGCGAGGAUCUCAUGCCCGAUUCUUCUGCGAACCGAUUAAGAAUAAUCAUUUCCUUUCCAAAGAUCAGAAUUGUGAGAGACAUUAUCUUCAGUUUCUCUGAUAUUUUCUUGAGAUGCGGUGGUGUCAUAAAUACCUGCAUAGGUUCAUCGGUGAUUUCGUUAAUGGAGUUAAUUAUGGUUUUUAUUCGUAUACCAAUAUUUUUUUUCACGAAAAUAUUCUUCGAUUUAAUCAACGAAAUUAGAUUUAAUUGA